Molecule: messenger RNA, 5979 nt
Organism: Penaeus indicus
Lineage: Eukaryota; Metazoa; Arthropoda; Malacostraca; Decapoda; Penaeidae
Exons: 7
Coding region: 321-1943 (540 amino acids)
Cellular component (GO): extracellular region
Molecular function (GO): growth factor activity; cytokine activity
Source: RefSeq, a predicted model, not a curated record
GUCGUACUGCUUCGUUCCUUCGACACGUCACUGGCAUGCUCGGCUCUUGAAGCCCUUUGCUUUUGACGGCUUUUCUGCUCUUGUCAGUUGCGUUUGUAGUGUCCUGGAUGCUUGCAUAAAAAAAACAAACUCACUUCAGUAGUUCUUUCUAUCGAGGUUUUUGACAGUGACCUCCGAGUGUGGAAGUGAUUUUGCGAAGUGGGUGAUUGCAUGUAAUUUAUCUCGCUGUCGUUGUUUUUUAUAUUGUGCUUUGUGAUGAUGAAAUGGUCUAGCUAGUCGGCCCCGCCCCUGUGCUCGAGAUAGGAAUCGAGACCCUCACGAUGGCGAGGCAAUGGCUGUGGAUGUGUGUGUGGGUGGUCGUGCUGGUCGUCUCCGGCAGCGCCCACUCCACGAGGCAGAACGACCACAAGAAGGGCCCCGAGGCUGUCCUGGUAGAGACCCUCCGUCAGGUGCUAGGGGUGCCUAAGUCGGAGGGGGGCCCCGGCUACCACCACAAGACCCACCGCCCCCCCAGGUAUAUGGUGCACCUGUACCAGAGGAUCACGGACGGCCACGGCACGCUGCCACGGCGGGCCAACACCGUCAGGAGCUACACGCCCAAGUCAGAUGACGGAAGCCAAGGAAGUCUGCUUGUGUACAACGUGUCUGCAUCCUCCGGCGAGCACGUGAUGGGGGCGUGGCUUAACGUGCGAGGGGGCGGAGUCAAGGCUCGUAUCCCGCCCCGACCCCGCCCAACGAGGGUGCUCCUGUACCUCCUUCACGCCCCUCACUGGCAACCUUCCACGCCCAUCAUCACGGUCACUGCUAAUCCCGGAGAACAGGAGGUCGAAGUGACCCGGGCGGUUCGCGAAGCCCUGGGCGGCGGCAACCUGCUCACUCCCUCAGACAACGCGAUGCACCUCUUGGGCGUGCGGGUAGAGGAGCUUCGACACGGGCGCUACGUCUCACGCCCACCGCCUAAGCUGGCCAAGAACCCGCCCCUUCUGGUGGUGUACAGCAGUGACCCCAAGCUCCUCGACCUGGCCGCUGUCGGGACGCCCACGCUCAACCUGACCGUCAACGAGGUGCAGGCCGCCUACGGGAAGGCCGCCCAUGGAAGGAACGCCCAUCCUCACUACAGCCAUCACCGCUACGCCCGUGAGGCCCAACAACAUGCCCAAAAACGUGUCGAACGAGUGCGCAGGGCGGCGCUGAGCGAAGGGCCGUGGGCGGAGAUGGGCGUGGCGACAGACCAGGACGAAGAUGACGUCAUCCCCGACUCCCAUGCCCACGCCAUCUUGACCAACGAACUCCCGCUGGCGACCUCCCGUGACCUGGAGCUACCUGAGAAACCGAAGAAGAAGAAGAAGGCCUCCCGCGAGGGCGCCGGGCGGAAGGAGGCGCGGGCGGGCGGGCGUCGGCGUCGCAAGCACAAGCGGCGCGACGACAACCUGAUUCCGCUGCCCGACAACUACUCCAAGACGCGCUGGGGGGACGACGCGCACCGCAGGAGGAACAGAAGGAGGCGCAGGAACAGGAAGUUGCCCGACGAGUGGAUGAAGGAGGCGCAGAACCACAUUAGCAACGACGCCAACUCCCUGAGCUCGCUGACGGGCGUGGUGGGCGGCAAGGGCGGCGCGCGGGUGUGCGAGCGACACCAGCUGGAGAUAGACAUCAAGGAAUUGGGAUGGGACCAGUGGAUCAUCAUGCCCACCGUCUUCAACGCCUACUACUGCGCCGGCGUGUGUCCCAGCCCGCUCACCAAGAGCUUGAGCGGCAGCAACCACGCCAUCAUACAGUCCCUGAUCUACGUCCUGGGCGGGCGUCCUGAGGUCCCUGCCCCUUGCUGCGUCCCUGAGAAGCUCGACGCCAUCUCCCUCCUGUUCCAAGUAGGCGACGACGGAUCCAAGUACCUCCUCAAGAACUACCCGAAGAUGUCCGUCUCCUCCUGCAGCUGCCAGUGAACGCGCCGAGACGGAAGCCAAGACGACGGUCUUCGGGAUUUUUUUUUUUUUUUUUUUUUUCCUUUGGGAAAUUCUGAAAGAGAAAAUGCAAAUAUAAUGAUGAGGUCUUUUGAGGUGUAUGUUCUAUUAUUUUUUCUAUGUCUUAGCAGUCUGAUCUGAAGCUCUGGUAAGGUCGUGUUGGGUCCCCACGGAUUCGUCAUCAUGAGGUUCUAGCACAUGGGAUUUCGAAAGGUUUCUGGCAGGAAGUGGUCGAGGGUUCUAAGCACCUCAGUGUUAUCCCCUCAAUCCUUAGGCUUUCCUUGGAUUCGUUGGCGGAGAAAAGAACGCGAUCUCGGUGUCCUUCCGUCAAAAGGAAAGGAAACGAACUUAAAGCUUUGUUGAGAGAAAAGGAAAAGAGGAAUUUAAAAAACCUCUUUUCAUCAACCGCUCUUUUUCUUUCGCUGUCUAUCCUUUCUAGCUGUUUUGAAUUGACAGCGUUUUGGAAGCUUUGAAAUUAUAAUGUUAUUCGGACAAUGUGUAGUGGCGACAAGCGGCGUUACAGAAUGUCUAAUAUUACUUUUGGAUUAUUCUGACACUUCUUUUCAUUUUGAAGGGGUUAGGAGGGAGGCAGAAGCAAGAGAAGGUCGAUAAAAGGAGAAAGAAAAAGAGAAUAAAAAAAAAAGAGUGAUGAUAUUUUCGUCUCCUUCUAAAGGCUAAAGUUCCAGUUCUAUUUUUUUUCUUUUCAUUUCGAUAUUCUUAUUACAUACUUGUACUAUUUUCUCAAAAGGCAUAAAGACUACCGCCAAAAAGACAUUUUUUUUUUCUCUCUCUCUCUCUCUCAACACGAAAAUCAACAAAGAAAUAAAAAUACUUGUCCGUGAGAAAGCUUUAAUGAAGCCAAUUCAGUUUUGCGGCUUAUUCAAUCAUAAUUUAAUUCCGGGCGCGCGCUUCUAAAUCAUGUUUUGUUGUGCGAGUUUUUUUUUCUCUCUCUCUUUUAUAUAUAUCAUUCGCUAGAUUUGGUUAACAUGACUACAGUUUAUGUCGAAAUGACCUGUAAUUUUCUGCACUGGUGUUAUGAAAAUUGGAGACGAGGAAUAUUGGCAUGAGAAUACUAAAAUUAAUGGAGGAUAAAAUAUACACAAGCUUAUGAUAUACGUACACGCAUACGCACACGCAAACGCACACGCACACGCAAACGCGCACGCACACACACACGCACACACACACGCACACGCACACGCACACACACACACACACACACACACACACACACACAUACACACACACACACACACACACACACACACACACACACACACACACACACACACACACACACACACACUCACUCUCUCUCUCUCUCUCUCUCUCAUACAGCUAUUACGGGAUUGUUUUAGGAGAAUAUUAUUAGCAUCUUAUUUCCAAGUGAAAUUAUAUAAUUAUAUUAUUCGAUGCCAAGAUAAUAGACUGGAACCCUAAAGAAUUUUUUAAACCGUAUCUCUGCCUCCCUUCCUCUCCCCUUAGUCUAAACUGAACGCUCUCUCUCUAUUUCUCCGUCACCUUUUCCCUUCCUCUCCCUCUCCACCCUCGUUUUCUUUUUCUUAUGCGCCAUUUUUAUCUUAUUUCAUUAUCUAAUCCCUUGCAGAAGGGUUUCUGUGUUGUCUCUCUCUCUCUCUCUCCCUUUCUUCCUUUCUUCUUUUCUUCUUCUUCCUUUUUCUUUCUCUUUCCCUACACUUCUUAUUUUCCCUCCUUUUUUCCCCUCUUUUCUUUCGCUUAUCACUCAGGCAUUUUUUCCUUCUUUCUUUUCGUAUUCCUUGCAGACCCCCUCUCUUUAAUUUUUUGUGCCCUUCUUCCCUUUUUCUGUCUCAUCUUAUCACAUUUCUCCUUACUGCCUUUUUCCUCACCUUAUCCCAUCCCCCUCUCUCUAUCACCUUUUCAUUACCCCCCUCUGGUCUUUCUAUUCCGUUUCCUCUUUCUAUUGAUCCUUCCCGCAUCUUUUUAUUCCCUCCUUCCCUCUUUCUCUUCCCCUUUCUGUCAUCGCAUUAUAUUUCCUUCCUUUCCACUGCCCUCCCCUUUUUCUUUUCCCACUCUUUUCAUUCUCACUCUUUAAUCACUCUCCCUUUUUUCCACUCUUUACAUCACGCUUUAUUUUAUCAUCCUUUCCAUCCUCCCCUUUUCCCACUCUUUUCUUUCUCACUCUUUAGUCACCCCUCCCUUUUUCCCAUUCUUUCCUCCCACCCCUCCUUUUUCCCACUCUUUACAUCAUCCCUCCUUUCUCCCAUUCUUUCCAUCAUCCCUUCUUUUACCACUUUUUCUAUCCUCCCUUCUUCCCACUCUUUACACCAUCCCCUCCUUUACCACUCUUCCUCUUCCCCCCUUCUCCCUACUCUUUACACCAUCCCUCCCUUUAGCACUCUUCCCCGUCCCCCCUUCCCCCCUCCCUCCACUCUUUACACUAUCCCUCCCUUUACCACUCCCCCCCCCACUCUUUACACCCCCACCCCCUCCCUUCGUAAGCGGCCAGCCACCCACGACACAACUUCCACUUUAUGUAUCAUACCUCAAAAACAUAUAUAAAAUUUUAGGUAAUGUGGACUGUAACUAGUAACAUAGGUUUUCUCUGUUCUAUGAGUAGAUUGUAGACCUCUAAGAAUUGUUGACGUUGGUGUAUCUGUGUGUAAAUGUUAAUAUAGUUAAGGAAAAGCGCUUAAGAUAUUUUAUAAAAAAUAAAAAUAAUAAUAAUAACGCGAAAGACUCAUCUCGUCUUCUAUGUACGUAGGAAUAAUUUUUAUACUUAUUUCCUCCGAAAGACCUUCGCGUGUACAGCGUGGGUUGGAAUAAAGAGAAGAAAAUGAAGUGAAAAGAAGAAGAAGAAGGAGAAGAAGAAGAAGGAGAGGGAAAAGAAGAAAAUGGAAAAGCAAAUUAUGAAUAUUCAUCAUUGCACUUAAAAUGAUCUAUUGGCAUUACGGAAAAUAAAAGAAUUUUGAAAAUUUCUGAAGGAAAUGAAAUAAGAGAGAUGUUUGUGUUAAAGAUGGUGUAAAGAAAUUCUGAAAUAUUAAAUGUGUAUUAGAUAUUCCUUGUCUUUGUAGCGUGUGUGCGUGUGUAUGUACGUAUGUAUGUGUCCGUAGGUUAGAAUAUGCGAAGAAAAAAUAAGCCUCUUUGAUUUUUUUAUGUCCUCUUAAGAAAUGUAUUAUAUUUAGACUGUAGCUAAUCAGCAAAAAAUAAAAAAUAAAAACACUAAAACUACAACAAAAAACGAUAACUGAACGUCGAUUAUGUGUUCAUAACUUAACACUAUUUAAAUGGAAUGUGUAUAUAUAUAACUCACCUUCUCUCCCCCCCCUCCCACUCCCCAUCCCCAUCAAACUUAAAAACUCCUUUAUUUCAUCAAUAAUUUGUUUAUUUGAAUACCAUUAAUGCUAAGAGCUCCCCAUUGAUUUCGUUUUAUUUUUGUCUCAAAGUUAUGUGAGGAGGAGGGAAGGGUUCAUUUACCUGAAGAAAAAAAGAACAUAAUUUUAAGGAAGAUUAUAUGCUGCUGAUUACCCGCAAUCCCUAAGUGAAUAUAUCAUGUACUGUAGCAUAAUACGGAGGAACGAAGUGAACUGCACUGAUUCGGAUAAAGAAAAAGUGUAAAUUUAUUAAUACGUCAUAUUUCAAAAUCGUAAAAAAUACAUUCCUUACUGUUUUGUAUUGUUUCCCAUCUAAAUGCUCUCUUUUAAGCGAAAUAAAACAUAGUUAAAUGAAUCUAUCAUAUUCAUAUAAUAAAUCUGAUUAUGAAACUUGAAUGCAAAAUCGAUGUCAUAAUACCGAUCUGGCAAUAACACCGCUCUCACCCCCAAAAAAAAAUCCCUGCAAUUUCAAUCGUGCAACUGAACAUCAAGCACACCACAAAAUUACGUAAAAAUCACUAUUAUAGACAGAAAAACCAGUGCAGUGAUCUUGGCCUCCGUUAGCCUAAUCUUAGGUGAUAGGAAAUUAUUUGGAACACAUGUAUUUGUGCUUUUCAUUUAUUAUAUACCUCAUGACCUAUUUAAAGAAAAGUUUAGACCAUAAACAA